Messenger RNA from Sander lucioperca (pikeperch), 1796 nucleotides. RefSeq names its product nuclear factor 7, ovary-like. The transcript has 2 exons. The coding region runs from base 150 to 1544 and encodes 464 amino acids. The record is from RefSeq and is a predicted model, not a curated record. Lineage: Eukaryota; Metazoa; Chordata; Actinopteri; Perciformes; Percidae. Gene Ontology annotation, molecular function: protein binding.
AGAGCUUCAACGUCACACUCCAGAAAUGAAAGUGUAGUGUCAUCCACGCUGCAGUCGAGACAAGUCUCUGUUUCUCUCUGAAAGAAAAGUCAAACUGACUUCAUCAGGUCUUUCUCAACAACACAGCAGAGUCUCUGCCAAACACUGAUAUGGCUGCUGCAAACUAUCUGUCAUCUGAAGAUCAGUUUCUGUGCUCCAUCUGUCUGGAUGUGUUCACUGAUCCUGUCACCACAUCAUGUGGACACAACUUCUGCAAGAACUGCAUCACAGAACACUGGAAUAAUAAUGACCAGUACCUGUGUCCGAUGUGCCAGGAGGGUUUUACUAUAAGACCUGAUUUGAAAAUCAACACUUUCAUCUCUGAGAUGGUUGCUCAGUUCAGACAGUCAGCUCAACAGAAAGCCAGCAGCAGCAAGACAGACCAGACAUGUGUCUGCAUGCGCUGCCCUGACCACAAGACGCAUGAUGUUGUUCCUCUGAAAGAAGGAUAUGAAGGAAAGAAGGCCGAGCUGGGGAAGACAGAGGCUGAAAUUCAGCAGAUGAUCCAGAAGAGACGACUGAAGAUUCAGGAGAUCAAACACUCAGUCGACCUCAGUGAGGAAGAUGCAGACAGAGAGAUAGCAGAAGGUGUUCAGGUCUUCACUUCUCUGAAGGAGUCUGUUGAGAGAGGCCUGAAUGAGCUCAUCGACACGAUCAAAGAGAAGCAGAAAACAACAGAAAAACAGGCCGAAGCUUUCAUCAAAGAGCUGGAACAGGAAAUCUCUGAGCUGAUGAAGAGAAGCACUGAGGUGGAGCAGCUCUCACGCUCUGAAGACCACCUCCAUCUUCUCCAGAGUGUCCAGUCCCUAAACAUCCAACAACCUCCACCCACCAACGACUGGACAGAGGUCAGGGUCUGUCCAUCAUAUGAGGGGACUGUGGUGAGAGCUGUGGCUCAGCUGGAGGAGAUGCUCAGUAAAGAUGUGAAGAAGCUACUUCAGUCUGAGCUGAAGAGGGUCCAGCAGUAUGCAGUGGAUGUGACUCUUGAUCCUGAUACAGCACAUCCUGAUCUCAUCCUGUCUCAUGAUAGGAAACAAGUACGUCCUGGUAAGGUAAAAAGAAAUCUCUUGGACAACCCAGGGAGAUUUUCUGAAUGUGUUUGUGUUUUGGGAAAGCAGAGUUUCUCUUCAGGCAGAUUUUAUUUUGAAGUUCAGGUUAAAAGAAAGACUGAAUGGACUUUAGGAGUGGCCAGAGAGUCGAUCAACAGGGAGGGACAAAUCACAGCGAGCCCUCAGAAUGGUGUGUGGAUAAAAUUGUUGAGAAAUGUAAAUGAGUACAAAGCUCGUGCUGGCCCUUCAGUCCUCUCUCUGAAGUCUCGGCCUAAGAAGGUGGGGGUGUUUGUGGAUUAUGAGGAGGGUCUGGUCUCCUUUUAUGACGUAGAUACUGCAGCUCUUAUCUACUCCUUUACUGGCUGCUCCUUCACUGAGAAACUCUUCCCAUACUUCAGUCAUUGUGGUGGUAAAAAGUCUACAGCUCUGAUCAUCUCUCCUGUCAGAAUAAACUAAUCACUCAUCUCAUUUCAUUUAAGGAGAUUCACUGCAGGUGAAUAGGGAAAAUAGUUAUAGAAACCAGUUGAUUACUUACAUUAAGACAAUUAUCUUUUGUAUUUAAAGUUUUCUGAAAUAUGCUAAUGAGACCAGACCUAAUGCUAACUUGUGGUUAAUUUAGGAGAAAUUUACAGGUGCAGAAAGACAAAGUGUAGUAAAAUAACCUAAAAUGUGUAUUUCGGAUAUUUCCCCCUGACCAGUCUAAAAGAC